UAUGGUUUCCAAGCCAGCACCUUAUUGGGAAGGAACCGCUGUGAUAAAUGGAGACUUUAAGGAGCUCAAGUUAACUGAUUAUCGUGGAAAAUACCUGGUUUUCUUCUUCUACCCACUUGAUUUCACUUUUGUGUGUCCAACUGAAAUUAUCGCCUUCAGUGAUAGAAUUGAAGAAUUCAGAUCCAUAAACACGGAAGUGGUGGCAUGCUCUGUCGAUUCACAGUUCGCCCACUUGGCCUGGAUUAACACCCCUAGAAGGCAAGGAGGACUUGGGCCAAUAAAGAUUCCACUUCUUUCAGAUUUGACCCAUCAGAUCGCAAAGGACUAUGGCGUGUAUCUGGAAGACUCGGGCCACAGUCUUAGAGGUCUCUUCAUUAUCGAUGACAAGGGGAUCCUAAGACAGAUGACUCUGAAUGACCUUCCUGUGGGUAGAUCGGUGGAUGAGACACUGCGUUUGGUCCAAGCAUUCCAGUACACCGCUAAACAUGGAGAAGUCUGCCCUGCUGGCUGGAAACCUGGUAGUGAAACAAUAAUUCCGGAUCCAGCUGGAAAACUGAAGUAUUUUGACAAACUGAACUGAAAAUACUUCCUCAGGCUAUGAUGCUUGAAUGCUUUCAAUAA
This is a messenger RNA of Myotis lucifugus (little brown bat), 621 nucleotides long. RefSeq names its product peroxiredoxin-4. The transcript has a single exon. The record is from RefSeq and is a predicted model, not a curated record. Gene Ontology annotation, biological process: hydrogen peroxide catabolic process; cellular response to stress; cell redox homeostasis. Bases 2 to 580 code for a protein of 192 amino acids. Gene Ontology annotation, molecular function: thioredoxin peroxidase activity. Gene Ontology annotation, cellular component: endoplasmic reticulum; cytosol. NCBI's taxonomy places the organism in Eukaryota, Metazoa, Chordata, Mammalia, Chiroptera, Vespertilionidae.